AAUAGAUGGCAGUUGCAAAUAGGGAAAAGGAGAGAGAAGAAAAAGAGUUUUGGAGUUUGGGAUUGAUUGAGAAAUUGAGAAGGAGAGACAUGUGUUUGGAUUGUGGAAUGAUUGGUGAUUGGAAUCAUUGAAUGCGAUAUUGAUUUGAGUUUGAUUUAGCAAUGAAGGAAGAGGAAGGUGAUCGGAACACAGAGAAAGCUCAAGAUAUCACGCUUUGGGGAGUUUUCCUCUUCGGUGUGAUUGGCGCCACAAUCACUACCUUCGCCCUGUCCAGGUCGCAGUCAUCGUGGAAAGGAGGUAGUGGCAGUUCUUUCCGAUCAGAAGAAGCAUGGAAGAGGUACACUAAGCGAUUUAAUGAGGAGUACGAGGAAGAGUUGGAGAGAGUGGAACGAAUAAGGCGAAUGCAAAGUGUGUUUAACAGAGAAAGGAAUAAGAAUAAAAGGAGCUACGAGAGUUGGAGGGAAAAUGGUCAUGGUGCAUAUCAUCAGCAUUUUCAGAGAGAUGAUUGGUAUUGGAAGGCUGAAGCAUCCUUCCGAAACCAGCGGACCAAUUAUCGAGACACUCCAAGAGAAAGCGGAAACUAUUCAUUAUCACAUCACUACUCUGUUUUGGGUCUUGACAGGUUUAGAACAACACCUUAUACAGAUGCUGAGAUUAAGACAGCAUUUAGGACAAAGGCAAAGCAGUAUCAUCCUGACCAGAACCUGGAUAAUAGAGUGGCUGCUGAGGCUAAAUUCAAAGAAGUAAUGUGUUCAUACGAGGCCAUACAACAGGAAAGAAAGAACCCGAAUCUGUAAUUGCCUAACUCUGCCCGACAAUACUGGGACCUUGAAGGAUGUGAGGUAUUCAAAAUAAUCAUCACAGUUCCUCAUAACUUCAUAAAAUUAUCAUCCAGCUAAAAUAUGAUUCUGCUGCCUGUAAAUUUUGGGUAAUUGUUACAUAAUAGGGGUGUUUUGUUAUUAGGCUUUUAUCCUUCAAUGCAUUGAAUUUUUUAUUUUUGGAAAUUCGUAGAACUGAUUCAUAUUUAAUUAAAUAGCAUUCCAACCUGCUUGCCGAAAAAAAAAAAAAUAUAGCAUUCCAACC
Messenger RNA from Gastrolobium bilobum, 1083 nucleotides. RefSeq lists its product as uncharacterized. Lineage: Eukaryota; Viridiplantae; Streptophyta; Magnoliopsida; Fabales; Fabaceae. The record is from RefSeq and is a predicted model, not a curated record. The coding region runs from base 162 to 797 and encodes 211 amino acids. The transcript has 6 exons.